This is a messenger RNA of Trachemys scripta elegans, 2235 nucleotides long. RefSeq names its product actin related protein 3B (gene ACTR3B). Gene Ontology annotation, cellular component: actin cortical patch. Lineage: Eukaryota; Metazoa; Chordata; Testudines; Emydidae. Bases 153 to 1409 code for a protein of 418 amino acids. Gene Ontology annotation, molecular function: actin filament binding. The record is from RefSeq and is a predicted model, not a curated record. The transcript is spliced from 12 exons.
CGGCGCUGUCAGCCGGCAGCGGCAUGGUGCCCGGGUCUCCUGCGCCGAUGCAGUGAGGGCCGCGCGAGCCGGCGGUGGCAGGCAGCGGCCGGGGCCGUCUCAGCCUCGGCGGCCUGGAUGGUUGUGUAGGGUCCGUGGUGCCGCCUCCCAGCAUGGCGAGCUUCCUGCCCCCGUGUGUGAUAGACGGAGGCACCGGGUACACAAAACUUGGCUAUGCAGGAAAUACGGAACCACAGUUCAUUAUUCCAUCAUGUAUUGCAAUCAGAGAGUCACCAAAAGUAGGCGACCAAGCCCAGAGGAGAGUAUUGAAGGGAGUUGAUGAUCUAGACUUCUUCAUAGGAGAUGAAGCCAUAGAUAAACCUACCUAUGCUACAAAAUGGCCCAUACGACACGGUCUUGUUGAAGACUGGGAUCUCAUGGAGAGAUUCAUGGAGCAAGUAAUUUUUAAAUAUCUUCGCGCUGAACCCGAGGAUCAUUACUUUUUAAUGACAGAACCUCCACUGAACACUCCAGAAAACAGAGAGUAUCUUGCAGAAAUCAUGUUUGAAUCUUUUAACGUACCAGGACUUUACAUUGCUGUUCAGGCAGUGUUGGCCUUAGCCGCAUCUUGGACUUCACGGCAGGUUGGCGAACGUACAUUAACAGGAAUAGUCAUUGACAGUGGUGAUGGAGUAACACAUGUAAUUCCUGUGGCAGAAGGUUAUGUAAUUGGAAGUUGCAUCAAACAUAUCCCUAUUGCAGGUAGAGAUAUUACAUAUUUCAUUCAGCAGAUCCUAAGGGAGAGGGAGGUAGGAAUUCCCCCUGAACAGUCUCUGGAGACAGCAAAAGCCAUAAAGGAAAAAUAUUGUUACAUUUGCCCUGACAUAGUAAAAGAAUUUGCCAAAUAUGAUAUAAAUCCACAAAAAUGGAUCAAACAGUACACAGGCAUCAAUGCAAUCAACAAAAAUAAAUUCAUUAUAGAUAUUGGUUAUGAAAGGUUUCUUGGACCUGAAAUUUUCUUUCAUCCUGAGCUUGCUAAUCCAGAUUUUAUGGAAUCCAUUUCGGAUGUAGUUGAUGAAGUUAUACAGAACUGUCCCAUUGAUGUUCGUCGUCCAUUAUAUAAGAAUGUGGUUCUUUCAGGAGGAUCCACAAUGUUCAGGGAUUUUGGACGUCGACUACAGAGAGACUUGAAAAGAAUAGUGGAUGCAAGAUUGAAACUAAGCGAAGAACUCAGUGGUGGUCGGAUAAAGCCCAAACCAGUUGAAGUUCAAGUGAUAACACACCAGAUGCAGCGCUAUGCAGUUUGGUUUGGAGGUUCCAUGCUUGCUUCAACAACAGAGUUUUUCCAAGUAUGUCACACCAAGAAGGACUAUGAAGAAUAUGGCCCUAGUAUUUGUCGUCAUAAUCCUGUCUUUGGAGUCAUGUCAUAGCACUUGUCUAAUGGAAGUCAUGGGUCAGAUAUCUUGCUGGUGAAGAAACUCUUCUGAAAUGGAAGAAGGCAGCAGUUACUGUAAAUAUUGAAGCAAGAAGUGGACGUUCAUCUCUUGGAGCGUUUGGAUCUCAUAGUGCACUACAUACGGCCCAAAACCAUUUCAGUGAAAGCCAUUUAUGUGCCAACUACCUUUAAAACCUAUCCCUCUCUUCCUUCCUAAAUGUGAGCUUCUAGGUAAUAGACACGUCUCUGUUUAGGAGAAUGUGCAAAACACUAUUGGAGUCAGUCUAGAAGAUUACAGCAUUGUCUUACUGCCUCUGGAAAGGAAAAAGGAUUUAAGCCUUUCCCACUUAGGCUGUUAUCCUGCAAUCCAACCUCAAUGGAUGGAUCGCUGUACCUGUGUGGAGUCCCAUUGCCUUCAGUGGGACUCUGCAUGGGUAUAAGUGUCCACCUGCACAGAUUACAUUGCGGGAUUGGGGCCUUUCUUUGUACAUAAAUGUUCUAAACUUGGAAUACAAAUGUAUGUUUCACAUUAUUUUCAAGUUGAUGAUAUUGGGAGGGUGAAAUGCGAGUUCGAAGCACAAACAGCUAUCAGUGGCAUGGAGUGAUGUUACAAGUUUCCAAUUGCGAGGCAUGUACUGGAUUUGUACUGGUGCGUCUUGUUGGCAAAACAAAAAAAGAUUUUUUUUUCUUUUUUUGUUUUUGCCACGUGUGCUAGAAAAUGGUAUUUUGUUUGAGUGACAUGAACUUUAAGCAGUUUACUGGAUUGUUUGAGAUUUAUUACAGCCUAUAUCAGGGGUCGGCAACGUUUGGCACGCGGCUCG